AUGCUGGGGACCCUCUGCACUCUCAUCACUGCUCUAACAUGUGUGAGUGGUGUGACGCUGGUGACACAGAAGCCUCCUGUUGUGACAGUGAGGAAAGGAGAGACAGCCACCAUGGACUGUAACCUGGGGACUGUUACUGACAAUUAUGCUAACUGGUACAAACAGAUUCCUGGAGGAGUUCCUCAGUAUGUGUUAAGCUUUUACCAUGAAGACAGCUCUCCAGACUAUGGCUCUGGUUUCUCCUCUCCAAAGUUCACUUCUACUCAUCAGUCAACAUCAGAUUAUCGUUUGAUCAUCAACAAUGUGGAGGAGGGAGACUCAGCAGUCUACUACUGUAAAACAUGGGACGACUCUGCUAACGAGGUGGUAUUCGGACAAGGAACCAAGCUGAUUGUGACAAGCUCCAGCCUCCCUCGUCCUGUCCUGACUCUCUUCCCUCCGUCCAGUGCUGAGCUCCAGUCCAACAAAGCCUCUCUGGUCUGUCUGUCCAGUCAGUCUGUGCCUUUUGCAGAUGUGAGCUGGUUGGUUGGUGGGAGUCCAGUGAGCAGUGGGAUCUCUACCAGCACCGCUGUUCACAAACCAGACCAGACUUUCCAAAUCAGCAGCUAUCUGUCCGUCCAGACGUCAGACUGGAACAUGGAUAAGGUUUACACAUGUAAAGUGUCUUUGGGCUCCCAGACUUCAGAGGAAAACAUCAAAAAGUCAGACUGUCCCACUGAACAAUAGUAGAGGAGCACAAUGACCAUUUACAACCUGCUUCUUUACUCUUUGUGCUGUUUGCUCAUUACAGAGUUGACAUGUUAGAAAACAUGUGUCUGCAUGCUUGUAAUAAAUGUUGUGACAGUUAGGUGGCACUUUUGUAUCAGCUUUGCUGCUUGUUCCAAGAAUCAUUCAAUCAUAAAAAAUACAAAUAAAAACUCAACACUCAAACAAGUGUUUGUAUUUAUAUG
Molecule: messenger RNA, 950 nt
Organism: Centropristis striata (black sea bass)
Lineage: Eukaryota; Metazoa; Chordata; Actinopteri; Perciformes; Serranidae
Product: immunoglobulin lambda-1 light chain-like
Exons: 4
Coding region: 1-726 (241 amino acids)
Source: RefSeq, a predicted model, not a curated record